AUGGCACCUUUGAGAGCUCUCGCGACCUUAGCUGCUACUGGGCUCGUGCAUUUAGCCUGGGCAAAACAUGUUAACUUCGAAUUGGACUUGACUUGGCAAAAGGGUGCGCCGGAUGGUAAUAUGCGAGAGAUGAUCCUUAUGAAUGAUCAAUUCCCGGGCCCUGAAUUGCGCAUAGACCAGGGUGAUAAUGUUGAAUUCGUUGUCCACAACAAUAUGCCCUUCAAUACUACCAUACACUUCCACGGCAUUGAGCAGCUGAAUACUCCAUGGUCUGAUGGUGUUCCUGGUCUCACCCAAAAGCCUAUCCAGCCUGGACACAGUUGGACAUACCGUUGGACCGCCACCCAGUAUGGCACAUAUUGGUACCAUGCCCAUGCUCGGGGUGACAUGAUGGAUGGUCUUUAUGGCCCCAUUUGGAUCAACCCUGGACCGGAGGUUCCACAGCCGUUUCAUCUUAUUUCAGACAAUACCCAGGAUAUUGCGGCAAUGAAAAAUGCGGAGAAAAAUCCUCAACUUGUGAUACUCUCUGAUUGGGAUCACUUGACCUCUGAUGAGUAUCAAAAGGUGAUGGAAGAAAGCCGUUUGGAUGUUUUCUGCUCAGACAGCGUCCUCAUCAACGGACGGGGAGCAGUGUACUGUCCAGGAACCGAAAGAAUAUCGAGUGUAGAGCUUUCUUACCUCAAAACUGCAAUUAACAAUAAGCCACUCAGUGACAAAGGUUGUCUCCCUAAUAUUUACGAAACACAGGGUGACUUCCCCCCAACCUAUGAGGACAAGAUCCCGGCGGGCUUGAAUUCUGGCUGCACGCCUACCACCGGUUUUCACGAGAUUAUUGAAGUUGACCCCAAUGCUAGCUGGGUUAGCCUGAAGUUCAUCAGUGCCUCAUCUCUCAAGGCUCUUAUGUUCUCUAUCGACGAGCAUCCUAUGUAUAUCUACGAAGUUGAUGGUAGCUACAUUGAGCCUCAACUUGUUCAAAGUGCCACCAUUUAUAGCGGUGAGCGCUAUGCUGCAAUGAUCAAGCUUGACAAGGCUUGGAAAGACUAUACUAUCCGAGUCCCGGACACUCAAGGCGAUCAGAUUAUCUCUGGUUUUGCCACGUUAAGAUAUAAGGGUGCUCAGGAUCUUCAACACGCAUACCCAUCUAAACCGUAUUUGGACUACGGCGGAAGAAACACCUCCGCCUCCGUCAUUCCAUUGAAGAAUAAGGCCAUCAAGCCUUACCCUGCCGUGACAAUUCCUCAGGCUGCUGAUCAGCUUGUUAAUCUCACCAUCGGUCGUUUGGGCUCGUCAUACACAUGGACUGCUUCAGGUAGUGGCCUGUACGACAUGAUGGCCAACUGGGACAAUCCGAUACUCUACGACAUCAACGCAAAGGACAAUCUGGAUCCACAAGUCACUAUCCAAACCAAGAAUGGAACCUGGGUCGACUUGCUGCUUCAACUAGGCGAAAUGCCUAAUACUCCUGCGACCCAAGCCCCUCAUGUUAUGCAUAAGCACUCCAACAAGGGCUUCAUCCUUGGUGUUGGCCCCGGCUUCUUCGAGUGGUCCAGUACUGAGGAAGCCUAUGCUGAGCGCCCUGAGCUCUUCCAAAUGGAGAACCCACAAAUGAGGGAUACAUUCGUCACCAAUGGCUCUAAGGGACCAACAUGGAUGAUUGUGCGGUACCAGGUCGUUAAUCCGGGUCCCUUCAUUCUUCACUGCCACAUCGAAACCCACAUGGCCAAUGGAAUGGCAAUCGCUCUACUUGAUGGCAUUGAUGCAUGGCCUCAAGUUCCUGCUGGAGAAGAUCAAAGCCCUGGUGCCCAGUAUUGA
Messenger RNA from Penicillium paradoxum, 1812 nucleotides. RefSeq names its product laccase abr2 (gene abr2). Lineage: Eukaryota; Fungi; Ascomycota; Eurotiomycetes; Eurotiales; Aspergillaceae. The transcript has 5 exons. The coding region runs from base 1 to 1812 and encodes 603 amino acids. Gene Ontology annotation, molecular function: copper ion binding; oxidoreductase activity. The record is from RefSeq and is a predicted model, not a curated record.